Messenger RNA from Fusarium coffeatum, 2253 nucleotides. RefSeq lists its product as uncharacterized. The coding region runs from base 1 to 2253 and encodes 750 amino acids. The record is from RefSeq and is a predicted model, not a curated record. The transcript has 5 exons. NCBI's taxonomy places the organism in Eukaryota, Fungi, Ascomycota, Sordariomycetes, Hypocreales, Nectriaceae.
AUGGAACCUCCUGCUAAACGUAUCAAGCUCGAAGCGGACAUUGAGCCCACUCUGUCAGCGUUACCCACAGUAGACAUAUCUGCGAACAGCAAUUGCGAGGCGGACCUGUCUUUCGAGGUGAAAGCAGAGUUAAAACCGCACUGCUCCCAGUGCAACUUGAUUUUCCACAGCGACGCCGAGCAUGCAUUUCACAUUUCAAAUUGGCACUAUACACAUCUUUGUAAAGCCUGCGACAAGGGAUUCCCUGAUCGUCAUAGCUUCGAUGCCCAUAGAAAGACGCAUCCCCGCUUCUCAAUCAAGUGUUUGGGCUGUAAGGAAAAGUUCAAGGUCCACUCAGCGAUGGUGGAACACCUUGAAAGUAGCAAAUGCACCUCGGGCGCGAACGCCGAAUUACUCGCCAAAGCAUCAGAUGAUUAUAUGAACCAGCGCAUCUUCAAGUCGGAAAAGCCUUCCAGUUCAACAUUGGACCCUACCUGUUCAGGUUGCGGGGUUAUUUCUAACACCAUGAGUCAAGUCAUUGCUCAUUUGGAAAACAGGACGUGUUCAGUGCGAGCCUGGCUAGAUGAUUACAAACCCUUGUUCGAGGCUCUUCAGCAACGUAUCGCGGAACAAAAGGCGGACAUCAACGGAUGUACUGUAUGCCAUAUGACAUUCAUCAACGCCCAUGCGCUCGAACAGCAUCUGCGGGUCAAACAUAAACUCACCCAAUGCUUUGGCUGCUUGGAAGUUUUCGAGAUGACAGGUGACAGAGAACACAACGCCGUUCAUCGAGCUGUAGCACCUCCAGUGCAAAUUACGAAAGAACAGAUGAAGCAACAUCCGCAGGAGAACGAGAAGAACCCGGAUCUGCAAUCCUUCUACUGCAGCUGGACGACUGACGAUGAGGAUCAGUUGAGGAUCCAUAACAUCUUUUGCAACUCUGAGACGAAGCGCACAUGGUGUGACCUUUGCAAAAAACGAUACAGCUCCGCCAGAUGUUACUUGCAGCACGUUAGAGACUCGCCAAAACACUUCACAUGUGACCUUUGCGUGGAGAAAAUGUCAACAAAAGGUCGACGAGAGGUGGAACAUAACUCGUACACUUUGCAAUAUGUGUCGUGGGAGGCUUUGGCUACUCAUAUGAGAGAAAGCCAUGCCGCAUGUAUUUCAUGUAAUCGAUGGUUUGUUAGCCACCUCGCGCUCUCCGACAGGGAACAGCUUAAAGAACACAAUGAGAUUCAUCAUUGGUCGGAACCAUGCACAGCAUGCGACUUGACGUUCCCAGAUACCAGGUCCCUUGAAGAGCAUAAAACAACUCACCCUGCAGAGCCAAUCGACUGCCUUAGUUGCAGUAAGACCUUCGGAAGCUAUUCACUCAUGAUGGAGCGUUUGGAAAGCGGAAAUUGCAACUCAGGCGCAACUCACGAAUUUAUCAAACAAUCCAUCAAAGAUCCAUUCAAGGAUCCCAAAGGUUUUAGUACAGACUACAAGAAGCUGUCCGAAUACUUCUCCUUCUGCCCUGUAUGCUCAAAGGAACUCCCACGCUUAAGCCUUCUUCUACAGCACUACGAGUCGCGCAAGUGCUGGACACACGGAUGGCAGAAGCUUACGCCGGUGAAGCAGAUGUUUUACUUGAGGUUGAAAAGAGCUAUCCUCGCACAUAUCGAGUGCGUCACAUGCGACAACGUUUUUAAGGAUCAGAGGACAUGGAAUGAGCACAUGUGGAAAGAGCAUCAAGAGCGAUAUUGCUUCUUGUGUAAAGACGAUUUCUCCCAAAGGACCUGGUCAACACAUUUCGGAUAUUUACAAGAAGCAUGCCCCGAGGAAGAAUCCUGGCAUGGCAAACGCGAACCAAAAUCAUUAGCAUGCAAGGAUUGUGGCCCUGAUGCUAUAUUUGGAAGCGAUCGGGAGUUCUACAAUCACUGCUGGAAAGAGCAUUCCACUUGUGCAGUAUGCGCAGUUACAUACAACAACACGGAAGACUUGUCAAAGCAUGAUGCCAAAGUCCAUGGCAAGUGUGGAAUUUGCGGGCAUCUUGCAAAGACCUAUUGGGAUUUGAGAACUCAUUGUACGGAGAGACAUGGGAUCAAACUUCCAUUGCGACCAGAAACGCCUCCUGAGAGCUUGAAGGAACUACCAGAAGCAAACUCAGAUCGGCCAAUUCAGACUCAGGACUCUGACACGGGGAGAAGGCCAAUGAGGAUGGAGGAGACGUCGAUACACACAAAUCCACAGGCAGAGCAGGGGUUGAUCACGGAAUGGUUCAACGCGUAG